Messenger RNA from Cordyceps fumosorosea ARSEF 2679, 1545 nucleotides. RefSeq lists its product as hypothetical. Lineage: Eukaryota; Fungi; Ascomycota; Sordariomycetes; Hypocreales; Cordycipitaceae. The record is from RefSeq and is a predicted model, not a curated record. The coding region runs from base 1 to 1545 and encodes 514 amino acids. The transcript has 4 exons.
AUGGUGACCACGGCACCUACUUCGCCCAACAAGGAUGGGCCCGAGGCUCCCUUCUCUGGUAGCGAUCGUGACACGCUGCCAACCUUUGAUGAGUGUCUUGCGCAGUCGCUUGGAAGUAUCGAUUCCAUCACUGCCAACGUGGCAAGCUCCGGACCGAAGGGUAGCAGCACUGAGGCGCCUAACAUUGGUGCCCUGAUCCAAAUGCUGGGCGACUUGCCACUCAGAGUCGACGCCCAAGACGUACCAUGUUCGACCAUCCCAAACCCGGAAACUUCUUCCAAGGCCAAGGGAGAGAUACCAUCAGUUGGUGCUCUGCUUGACACGCCGCCAAAGUCACCCUCCAAGCUCAUCGAAGAAUCCUGCCGCUCAGAAAAUCUACCGGAGUCGCCAGUGAUUCUAACGCCACCUCCAAGAUCGCCCCGGCGACCCGUGCCGACGCCCUUGGAGAUCAAUAACCCUGCGGCCUGGCGAAGCCCAUCACAGUGGAAGGAUCACGAUGCAAGGCAGACCAGGAGGGCCGCUAGAAAUGUCUCAAAGAAGGUCGCAAAAAAAGAAAAGGUGAUCAUGACGGAGGCAUUUGCCGUUCCCAACGGGAUGACUGGUGCUCGAUGCGCCGCAGGGGCACCAACUGCUAUGAUCUUGGCAAAGGUCAAGAAGGUUUUCGCAUCCAGGUCUGAUGAGGACCAGGAAGUUGGAACAGAGAAUUCCAAACAACAUUGGAUGCUUUCUCUUCUUCAUGGUCUUGGCUAUAUAGCAGACCAUGACGAAGACUGCCACAACACGUCCCUUCCCGCCACAGCGCUGGUUAUGCUGCUCUACGAGCCAAAAGCUUAUGCAACGUACAUCAGUGCUGUUCACCCAGAGACACAGGUGUAUCACCUGAACCGGGAGAGCUCUGUGGUCAGCUGGUCGAGCAACGUCCAACGCAUCCCAGCACCACCGGUAGAGUCGACGCGCUUCCCCAUGGCACUGGGCCUAUUCCAGACAGUAUAUUCGUUCUCACUGCCGUCUGGAUGCCCGUACCAUGUGCUCCCCAACGUGCUGAGUUGUGUGCAUAAGUGCCUGAAGUUGGGCGGAUCCUUCAAGCUCACAAUUAUCGAUCCGCUACCGUAUGCCGAAACGCUUGGCCACAGACUCCGGUUUUGGAUGGAAAGGCACCUUUUCCCCAACCUGGAGCGCAACUCGCGCUGUCUGGAGCCUAGCAGGCUGUUCCCGAAACUGCUGGGCGACGCCGGCCUUCGGGGCAAGGGGAGCCGCCGCACAAAGGUCAAGUUCUUCGCCUUGCAGGAGAACGCGCGCGGCCUCGACGUCCAUCGCGACCCGGACCCCAGCAUCGAGAGGAUGUACCAGGAGCAGCGCGACAAGGCAGAGCUGCGCAGCCUGGUCGGGCGCAUGUUUUGGAUGGAAGUCUGGGGCCCGUACGUCACACCAGGCAGCACCUGGUGGUGGGAUGACCCAUCGUGCGUGGAGGAAUGCCUGGAGCUUGGUACCUUUUGGGAGUACCACGUUAUCGACUCCGUCAAGUUCGAGCAGAAUGUUGUCUGA